CAAUUCUCACUGUUCAUAACCCACUGCCAUUUCCAUUGUGUUCGAUGAUCAUGUGGCUCAUGAGUAUCUUUGUAUUUGCAAUUGCAAUAACAUUAUCAUUCAUUGCUCAUUGGAUUUUCAGGUGGCGGAAUCCUCCUUGUAAUGGAAGACUUCCUCCUGGUUCUAUGGGGCUGCCGCUCAUUGGAGAAACUAUUCAGUUCUUUAUUCCUAGCAAGUCGCUCGACAUGCCUCAUUUUGUGAAGAGCAGAAUCAAAAAAUACGGACCAAUAUUUAAAACAAGCUUGGCGGGACGACCCUUAGUAGUAUCGUCAGAUGACGAUUUCAAUUAUUUUAUUCUUCAACAAGAAGGAAAAAUGGUAGAAUUAUGGUAUUUGGAUACUUUGGCGCAGCUUGUUGGCCAAAAUAAUUCUUUUAAAGACGGUAUUAGUUUCGGACAUAUCUACAAGACUUUUAAGAAAUUAAUAACAGAACAUUUCGGUCCUGAAAGACUUAAAGAACACAUUCUUCCUCAAUUGGAAGACGUGAUUGACGAAUACUUGCAAGCAUGGUCAAAGCAGGACUCUGUUGACCUAAAACAUUCUUGUUGCAGGGUGAUAUUGGAUUUUACUUCAAAGUUGUUGCUGAGCUACGAUACAGAAAAAAAUGGAGACUAUCUAAGCAGAACAUUUGCCAGCUUUACAAAAGGGUUAUUUUCUUUUCCUGUAAACAUUCCAGGAACAACCUUUCACGAGUGUAUGCAGAAUAAGGACAAUAUAUUGAAGAUUAUAAAGGAAAUACUGGAGAAGCGGAAAGCUUAUCCUGAAUCAAGCAAAGGGGAUUUACUUGAUAGUCUGAUACAACAAAUGAAAGCUGAUAAUUUAUUUACAGAUGAUCUCAUUAGUUAUCUUAUCUUUGUACUUAUUUUUGCUACCUCUGAGACAGUUCCGGCAUCUCUAACUUUAGUUAUUAAGCUAUUGUCUGAACAUCCUCUAGUCAUGCAAGAAUUACAAAAAGAACACGAAGAGAUUAUCCGAAGCAGGGAAAACAAAGAAACUGGUGUGACAUGGAAGGAAUAUAAAUCCAUGACUUUUACGAUGAAUGUUAUUAAUGAAGCACUUCGGAUGAGUGGUUCUGUAGCAAUGUUAAGAAGAGCAAUGGUAGAUAUUUAUAUAAACGGAUAUACGAUUCCAAAAGGCUGGACAAUUAUGAUAGUUCCUGCUUCUGUUCACUUGAACCCAAAUAAUUAUAAAGAUCCUACUGCUUUCAAUCCAUGGCGAUGGAAGGAUUUGGGAUCAGAUGAGCUGUCCAAAACUUUUUUUCCAUUUGGUCGAGGAAUGAGACCAUGCGGCGGAGCAGAUUACUCGAAAGUGUUCCUUGCAGUGUUUCUUCAUGUUUUCGUGACUAAGUACAGCUAUAGCACCGUGAAGACAGGAGACAUUGUCAGAACUCCGAUGAUAGAAUUUGGAAAUGGGCAUUUCAUUAAGGUGACAGAGAAGCAAGAAAUGAAAUGAAGCCGCUGGAUUAAGAAAGUCAAUUAUGCAAUUAAAGAUAUUAUUGAGAUUAUGAAAUAAUUAUGUUUCAUAAAUAUAUAUAAAUAAAUAAUUAAUAAUGUAAUGGCAAGCAACUGUUCUUUUUCUUCCGUAUUUUCUAAGUAAUGAAGUGUGCAUGUGUAAGUUUGAAAUAAAUAAAGAAGUCCUUUUUUUUUUGUAA
Molecule: messenger RNA, 1689 nt
Organism: Mercurialis annua (annual mercury)
Lineage: Eukaryota; Viridiplantae; Streptophyta; Magnoliopsida; Malpighiales; Euphorbiaceae
Product: cytochrome P450 87A3-like
Exons: 8
Coding region: 45-1490 (481 amino acids)
Biological process (GO): sterol metabolic process
Molecular function (GO): iron ion binding; monooxygenase activity; oxidoreductase activity, acting on paired donors, with incorporation or reduction of molecular oxygen
Source: RefSeq, a predicted model, not a curated record